UCCCCCCCACCACCUCUCCCCACUUGUUGCGCCUCCACGGGCUCAAAUUCUCUCCCUCUCUCUCUCUCUCUCUCUCUCUCUUUGCGGUUUCUUGCAGUUUCUUGCUGUGUUCUUGGUUUUUUGUAUCGACCCAUCUCGAGAACCCACCAGGAAAAGAUGCCUGCUUGGUGGUCCAAGAAGUCCAGCAAGACCCGGGAGGCCGCCGCCGCCGCCGCCGCCGACAACAGCCUCGCCAAGUCGUCCAUCAAGAACGACGCGAAGCGGAAGCCCAGGAGCUUCGACGAGUCCGUCUCCUCCAAGAACUCGCCCAGGAGCAGCAGGGAUUUCGGGGGGAUCGCGGUCGGUGGCGGCGGCGGCGGCGGGGGGCCGGCCGGGGCGGGGGCGGGCGGGUUCUCGGGGUUCGAAUCGGAUCGGGGGCUGCCCUUGCCUCGGCCCUCUGUCUCGUCCGUCCAGGGGAUCGAGAACGGGUCGGUCUCCGUCUCCAGCGUGAGCUCGUCCGGGUCGUCGGAUGAUCACCCGUUGGUCAAUGCUCACGCCCAAUUCGGAGUCCAGAGGGGACUCAGUGAUACAAAGUGCACUGCAAGGCCAAGGAGCCCCGGUCCUUGUUCGAGGGGGCCCACAAGCCCCACAUCGCCUCUUCAUACACGAUUGUCGGGUAUCAAUCUUGAUUCUCCACAGUCAGGCAGGCAAGACGAUAGGAGUCAAUGCCAUCCGCUGCCUCUUCCGCCGGGUUCUCCUACAAGCCCUUCUUCAUUGCCCAACAACAGAAACGGUGGGGCGCUUGAAAGCCCGACUUUUACCCUAUCAAAAUGGAAGAAGGGAAGACUUCUGGGAAGAGGAACUUUUGGGCACGUUUACCUUGGAUUCAACAGUGAAGGAGGGCAAAUGUGUGCUAUAAAGGAAGUGAGGAUUGCUUCAGAUGAUCAGACAUUAAAAGAGAGUUUUAAGCAGCUUAAUCAGGAGAUAAACUUGCUUAGUCAACUUCGUCAUCCAAAUAUAGUGCGAUACUAUGGAAGUGAAUUGGGAGAAGAUACACUCUCAGUUUAUCUUGAGUAUGUAUCGGGUGGUUCAAUCCACAAAUUACUCCAGGAGUAUGGUGCGUUUGAGGAGCCUGUUAUUCAAAAUUAUACUAGGCAGAUUACUUCUGGCCUUGCCUACUUGCAUGGAAGAAAUGUGGUGCACAGGGACAUUAAAGGUGCAAAUAUUUUAGUUGAUCCCAAUGGUGAGAUCAAAUUGGCGGACUUUGGCAUGGCGAAGCAUAUAACAUCUUGCCAAUCAAUGCUUUCUUUCAAGGGUAGCCCUUACUGGAUGGCACCUGAGGUUGUGAUGAACACGAAUGGCUACAAUUUGGCUGUUGAUGUGUGGAGCCUGGGAUGCACUGUUCUUGAAAUGGCAACAUCGAAGCCGCCUUGGAGUCAGUAUGAAGGGGUGGCUGCCAUUUUUAAAAUUGGAAAUAGCAAAGAUAUGCCUGAAAUUCCCGAUCACCUUUCUAAUGAUGCCAAGAGUUUCAUAAGGCUGUGCCUGCAGCGUGAACCAUCGGCCCGCCCAACCGCUGGACAGUUACUUGACCACCCUUUUAUUCGAGACCAGGCAACAUCAAGAGUAUCUAUCAUUAGCAUAACCAAACAUGCCUUUCCUUCAGUGUUUGAGGGGACCCGCACGCCGCCAGCACUGGAUCUCCAUCCCAACAGAGGAAGCAUGACUCCAGGUGCUAUGACUCCUCCUGAAAUGGACUACCCGAGACAGCCAGUUGGAAUGUUCUCUCUCUCCAACAGAGGAAGUGUGACUCCAGGAAGUAUGACUCCUCCUGAAAUGGACUACACGAGAAAGCCAGCAGGAAUGCUCUCUCCCUCACGAGCCAUGAGAAGCCCGAGGAAUGAUGUGAGAAUGAUAACGUCUUUACCUGUAUCCCCGAGUUCAAGCCCAUUGCGUCAUUUUGGAAAUACACACAGGAGCGGUUUUCUCUCUCCUCCUCACCCAGCCUUUGCUCCUGUUGGACACAGUGCUUACACCUUGAAUGACUACUCCAUAUAUCCCACAAGACCAAACACAAGACAGCCUCUGGAUCCUUGGCACGAAACAGCUCUUUUCAGUUCUCGGACGCCCAAUGGAUCCCCGAGAAGGGGACUUAUUUGAUGUAAAUAGCAAAGUAAAACGGUAGGUCCUUUUUCAAUCAUCACAGGAGAGGAAUGAGUAAGCUCUAUAUGCUGUAUUUAGAGAGAAAGUAUAGCAACGUGUCCCUUCGGACAAAAAUGGUGGGAUUUCUCCAGCUGGUUUUACAAGAGCUUCAAGAAGAAAGUAUAAAAAGGCUCUUCAUGGAUACGGUGGAACUUGCAUUUCUCGCUUGUGCAACAAGUUCCUCCUUGCAUAUAAUAAAGGGUGAUGGAACUUUACGAUGAGGAAAGUACUGUAGUUUGAAUCCUGUAACAAUUUGUUGAUUGUUGUAACCCAGAAAGGCACUGUCUAUGUUUGCAACAUUCUUGUUUAUAUAGUUCAGAAGUUGUAAGAUCACUGGCCAAACUGUUGUCAGCCUGAUAAAAAGAGAGGAUUGGCCCUCGGUGCUUCCCUUUC
Molecule: messenger RNA, 2571 nt
Organism: Syzygium oleosum
Lineage: Eukaryota; Viridiplantae; Streptophyta; Magnoliopsida; Myrtales; Myrtaceae
Product: mitogen-activated protein kinase kinase kinase 3
Exons: 11
Coding region: 157-2136 (659 amino acids)
Biological process (GO): protein phosphorylation
Molecular function (GO): ATP binding; protein kinase activity
Source: RefSeq, a predicted model, not a curated record